This is a messenger RNA of Mycena indigotica, 1344 nucleotides long. RefSeq names its product Isocitrate dehydrogenase. Bases 1 to 1344 code for a protein of 447 amino acids. NCBI's taxonomy places the organism in Eukaryota, Fungi, Basidiomycota, Agaricomycetes, Agaricales, Mycenaceae. Gene Ontology annotation, biological process: isocitrate metabolic process. The transcript has 7 exons. Gene Ontology annotation, molecular function: magnesium ion binding; isocitrate dehydrogenase (NADP+) activity; NAD binding. Gene Ontology annotation, cellular component: mitochondrion. The record is from RefSeq and is a predicted model, not a curated record.
AUGUAUCUACGCUCGCGAAGCCUGGCCGCUGCCAGUCGGCUCCCGCCAAGGUUUGCUGCGUCACGAUCAUUCACCACCAGUCUCCGACUUCAGGCAGAUGCUCAAAAGAUCGUGGUGGCGAAUCCUGUUGUCGAGCUGGACGGCGAUGAGAUGACGAGGAUCAUCUGGAAGAAGAUUCGGGAAGAGCUCAUUCUGCCCUAUCUGCAACUGGACAUCAAGUACUUCGACCUGGGGCUCGAGUACCGGGACAAGACAGACGACAAGGUCACUGUUGAGGCUGCCAACGCUAUCCUGCAGCACAAAGUCGGCAUCAAGUGCGCAACCAUCACGCCCGACGAGGCCAGGGUAGAGGAAUUUAAACUCAAAGAGAUGUGGAAGAGUCCGAACGGGACGAUUCGCAACAUUCUCGGAGGAACGGUAUUCAGGGAGCCUAUCAUCCUCAGUCGUAUUCCCAAACCCAUACCUGGGUGGGUGAAGCCCAUCGUUAUCGGGCGUCAUGCUUUUGGUGACCAGUACCGUUCAACCGACUUUGUUGCUCCUGGCCCCGGCAAACUCCAACUGGUUUACACGCCAACAGACGGGUCACCUGCAACGACCUUGAAUGUUUACGACUUCAAAGGGAAAGGUGUCGCCAUGUCAAUGUACAAUACCGACGAGUCAAUAACCGGGUUUGCGCACUCUUCGUUCAAGAUGGCGCUGGCGAAGAAAAUGCCAUUGUUCAUGUCGACCAAGAACACAAUCAUGAAAAAAUACGAUGGGAGGUUCAAAGACAUCUUCCAGGAGAUUUAUGAAUCACACUACAAGCCUCUCUUUGAUGACGCUGCUAUCUAUUAUGAACACCGUCUCAUCGACGACAUGGUUGCCCAGGCUGUCAAAUCUUCUGGUGGUUUCGUUUGGGCCUGCAAAAACUACGAUGGUGAUGUCCAGUCUGACAUCCUUGCUCAAGGCUUUGGUAGUCUGGGCAUGAUGACAUCUGAGCUCAUCACCCCUGAUGGCCAGGUCAUCGAGAGUGAAGCAGCGCACGGAACAGUCACCAGACACUAUCGCGAGUAUCAGAAGGGUAACGAGCCAUCAACCAACCCGGUUGCCAGCAUCUUCGCUUGGACGAGGGGUUUGCUUCACCGCGCCAAGCUCGACAACAACGCCCCGUUAAAGGCGUUCUGCGAGAAGCUAGAGGAAGCUUGUGUGGAAGUUAUCGACAAGGACGGUGUGAUGACCAAGGAUUUGGCGCUCGCGAUCCACGGGAGGGAGAUGAAGCGCGAGCACUGGGUCAUCACCGACGUUUACAUGGAUGCGGUCAAGACUAAACUGGACAAGAAGCUCAGCGCGCAAGCGAAGUUGUAG